Molecule: messenger RNA, 189 nt
Organism: Chaetura pelagica (chimney swift)
Lineage: Eukaryota; Metazoa; Chordata; Aves; Apodiformes; Apodidae
Gene: LYRM4
Product: LYR motif containing 4
Exons: 3
Coding region: 1-189 (62 amino acids)
Biological process (GO): iron-sulfur cluster assembly
Cellular component (GO): mitochondrion; L-cysteine desulfurase complex
Source: RefSeq, a predicted model, not a curated record
AUGACAAUGUAUGCCAUCAGGAGGAUAAGAGAUGCCUUCAGAGAAAACAAGAAUAUAAAGGAUUCUGAAAAAAUAGAAGAACUAGUGAAUAAAGCCAAAGCAAACCUUGAGGUUAUUCAUCGGCAGGUUACCAUUGGUCAGCUGUAUUCCACGCAGAAGUUGGUUAUUGAGAGUCCAGGAAACACAUAG